AUGCUUCUCUCAACGUCAACCCGCAAGGACCGACCUUCCCUCGACCUCCCUCGUCUAGCCCGCCGCCUCCACUACACCGUCCCCGCUCCUUCCACUCCCUCCUCCGCCGCUGCUGCCACGUCAGCCUCCGCCGGUGACGUCAGCGAUGACGCGGCGUUGGCCCAGUUCGCGCACGCGUACUGCGUGUAUCUGCAGGAGCGGCUUCGGUGCGUGGACAGCAUAGGGCUCCAGGUGUUCCGCACGGGAGCGAAAUCCGCAACCGGGGAAGCCAAAAACGGGGACAUAGUUGCUGAAAACUGCGUAUUGGGGAAUUCGGAGAGUGAUUCGGAGCGGGGGCUGGGUGAAGCGUACUGGGUGCAGCUUCAGUCAGACGCUGUGCUGCACCAGGUGGCGUCGCUUCAGCAGCUGCAGCAACGGCUAGUUGACUGCGCCGCCGCUGCUCCCAGCGGCCUCGGCACAAGCUUCGCAGCACGGAAAACCGCAGCGGGAACAGCGGGGGGUGCAAACGGGGGAGCAGGCGGGCGUGGGAGGGAGGGGGAGGGGAAGGGGGAGAGGGAGAGGCGGCGGCGGGUGGUGCGGUAUGUGCUGGAGGUGGCAUUGGAUGAGAGCUUCCGCGUGUAUGGGUGGGUCAACUACGGGCUGAUCGAGCUCAUGGAGCGACUCAGUCGGUUCCCCAAGGAGCAGGCCAUGCGCGCGCUUCAGGUGUGCCAGUUCUCGGUGCAGCAGGGGAAGGCGCUAUCUGACAUGUACACGCGCCUGGGGGCGGCAGGGGUGGGCGCAGGUGUGGCCUUCCCCUCCGUGGCAGUGCUGGGGGACGGCGUCAUUGGCAACCUCUCUGCCUCCGUUGCUGCAGGCCCGGAUGCUGCCAUGAGCGUUCCGCCCUCUCCCAUGCACUCUGCUGCUGCUGCUGCUGCUGCUGGUAGUGGUGGAUUCAGCAGAGCCGGGAGUUUCGCUGAUGGCAGUGCUGCUGGUGGUGCUAGUUUCAGAGGUAUGGGACCGCCGCCGCCGCCGCAGCAGCAGCAGCAGCAAGCACAGCAGCAGCAGCAGCAUCAGCCGAAUUUGGACAGGAGUGACUCUCAUCGUUCUCUUCCCAACGCCAUGGUGCUCUUCACUCCUGUCCCAGGCCAACAACCUGGUCAUCCCCAAUUUCAGCACCAGCACCAGCAGCAGCAGCACCACCACCACCACCAGUACCAGCAACAGCAGCAGCAGCAGAUGGGUUAUCAGCACCAGAACCCUCAAGGCCCCAGCCCGUACUACUCCUACAGCGCCUCUCAACCACCACCCCCCCAGCCCGCCAGCCCUGCUCUCUCCCCUGCCGCCCAGCAGCAGCAGUUUGACGACACCGCUCAAGCGCUCUUUGGCUCGUAUUCCUCGCAGCCCUCUCCUGCUGCUGCCUCUAAUGCAGCCGCGCAGAUGAAGUACCUCACGAAUGGUGCGCAGGGAUGGGAGCGUGCGCUUGAUGAUACAGCUGGUGCUGCAGGUGGUGCUUCGGGUGGUGCUUCAGGCGGUGUUGCAGGGUCGUACAUGCCUCCGAGGCAGCAGGGGCAAGGAGGACAACAUGCACCCCAUCUUUAUCAUCAGCAUCAUCAGCAGCAGCAGCAGCACCAGCAGCAGCAGCACCAGCAGCAGCAGCAGUGGGCACUAGCCGCUCCCGGGCUAAAUGGUGGAAGCGGUACAGCUGGCAGCAGCCCAUUGGAUCAACCACCCAUGACCGCCUUUUCUGGGGGCUGGGACCAGCUGUUACUGGACAGCCUGUAUGAGGCGGCACAGGCACAGAAACACGCCUCUGAUGCCACAGCAGCCAGAUUGGGAGGAGCAGGAGGCAGUGGUGUAGGCACUGGUGCUGCUGGUGGUGGUGGUGGGAUUGGUGGUGCGAAUGGGGAUCCUUUUGCAGCUUCUGCUGCGGUCCCGCCGCCGCCGUAUGUCCAGAUGGCACUUAGAGCGCAGCAGCAGCUGGCUAUGGAGCUUCAGAGGCGCAUGCUGAGUCAGCACGCGCGGUUUUUUGCGGCUGCGAGGUCGGCGGGAGGGGCGGAUGCAAUCCUGUGGACGAGGCUGUCGUGGCCCAACCACGCGCUCAUCCCGCGCAGCACGCUCGCUCUCGCCAUAUUCUCGCUCUCGCUCACCUGCAUCGCCCUCAGCGCCUCCCUCCUCGCCUCCUCUUUCAUCCGCUCCUCUCCCCCCCCUGCCUCGCCCAGCAGCACUCCUCAUCAUGAUGCGGCCUCGUCUGGCAACACUCUCCGUGGCCCCGUGCCGCGCGCUCGUCACAGCACAGUUGCAAAUUCAGGUAUGAGCAGAGAUAAGCCAGGUACGACGGAGAUUCUUGGAGGCAUGGACGGAUCAAGGGUAGAGAUUCUACCUGGAGACGCGACGACCCUGGCAGGUGGAGAAGAAGAGAAAAAUCCCCCUGAGAAAUCAAAGAAAAUUGUCCCUGGAAAAGUGGAGAAGAGUGGUUUCAGGUGGUACGAGUGGGUGCUGGGGGCUUUUGCAAGCCCUCUGGGAGCUUUCAGUGAGCUGAGCGUUCCGUAUCAUGCAGAGCAGAGAGUCCUGCCGUCUGGUCAAGGCUCCUCGGGUUCCAGACGAGAAGGGCGGGUGGUGGUCUCUGCUACCAAUGGCUUGGGGGCGGUGAUUCGUGGUGAUGAUGAUAGUGAUGAUGGUGGUGGUGAAAGGGACGGAAGGGGGGAGGUUGUUGCAGGAUCGCAGGAGGAGAAGGAGAAGAUGGCUGAUGAGGAGGAGAGAAGGGAGGAAAAGGAGACGGGUCAAGGGGAGGAGGAGCAAGGGGAGACGCAGCUUCGGCACGUCAUGUUCAACAUAGCCUCGUCCCGAGCCACCUUUCCAUACCGCCGAGCCUACCUGCGCAGCUGGUGGCGCCCGGGUGGGCAGGAGGAGGAGAUCCGCGGCUACGUGUGGGUGGAUGACGUGGCAGCGGUCCCGCAUGACGUGGCGGUGGACCCACCUGUGAGGGCCAGCACCAACACGAGUCACCUGAGCUACAGGGGCACGGGGCUGAGGGAGUAUCUGCGUUUGGCGAGAAUUGUGGUGGACGCGUAUAGGCUGGGGGAGAAAGAUGUGCGCUGUGAGCCACCUGAGCUACAGGGGCACGGGGCUGAGGGAUUAUUUGCGGCUGGCGAUAAUCAUGUGAGCCACCUGACUUACCGGGGCACGGGGCUGAGGGAAUAUUUGCGGCUGUCGAGGAUUGUGGUGGACGCGUACAGGCUGGGGGAGAAGGGCGUGAGAUGGUACGUGAUGGGCGACGAUGACACGUUUUUCAGCCCCCGCGCCAUCACAGCCUUCCUCGGACAGUACGACCACAAGACACCCCUCUACCUGGGAGCACCCUCUGAGACGCACUACCAGAACGUGGCCAACACGCACGGCAUGGCGUUCGGGGGUGGGGGAUUUGCCAUCUCGGCAGCGCUGGCGCGCAUGCUGAGUGAUGGCGGCGCCAUGGAUGCGUGUUUGGAGCGACACGCCACAGUUUGGGGGAGCGACGAGCGGGUCGCUAGCUGUGUUGGCGAGCUGGGGGUGAGUGCACGUUGGGGUAGAUCUGGGCGGGAGUCUCUUCGAGCUCCUCAUGACGCACCCCCUGCACCCGCUGCACCCCCUGAACCCGCUGCUUUCCCCCCAGCCCCACACCUUGACUCCAUCUCCCCUCUGCCCUCCCUCCUCUCCCAGGUGUCCCUCACUCCAACGCCAGGCUUCCACCAGGUAGAUCUGGGCGGCAGUCUCUUCGGCCUCCUCAUGGCGCACUCGCUACAGCCGCUGCUCUCCCUGCACCACCUUGACUUCGUUGACCCGCUGCUGCUGCCAGCUGGCAUCGCUGACCGGGCGGACGGGCUCGCCACGCUGGCAGAGAGGAUCCGGCCGGACCCGAUUGGGUUUGCACAGCUGGCAGUGUGCGGGGAUGGUUCCCAGUGGACUGCAGCCAUAUCGUGGGGCUUUGCCAUCAAAAUCUACCCCGGGUAUACUCGUUUCUUCCCCUUGCGAUUCUUUCAUCCCUUCUUUUCGCACCUGGCGCGGCUGCUACCAGAGCUGGCGAGGGCAGCAGAGCGAACGUUCUACUCGUUUGUGGGGAGUGGCGCGGCUGCUGUCAGGACUGGCGCGGCUGCUGUCAGAGCUGGUGAGGGCGGAGCGAACGCGCGGCUGCUGUCAGAGCUGGUGAGGGCGGAGCGAACGUUCUACUCCUUUGUGGGGAGUGCCGACCCCACCGCGUUCACCUUCGAUACCAGGACACCAGAGGUUGAGGAGAGCGGCCGGCGCAGCACGGAGGGAGCGGAAGGAGUGGCAGGGCGGCGGCGCAGCGGAGAGGUGGGCAGCGGAAUCGAUGCGGGUGAAAGAGGCGGAAGCAGAGAGUUUGGCGGAGGGUGUGGCGGAGGACGGGGAGGCGGGCGGAAAGGACGAGGGGGACGAGGAUUCAGAGGGGAGAGGGGAGGGAGAGGCGGGGGAAGAGGAGGGAAGGAGAGGAGAGACUCUGCGCAAGAUGGCGUGGGUGAGGGGGGGGGAGGGGUGGCGGGGAAAAGCGACGUGGAAAUGCGCGUCUGUAGGUCUACCAGCGGGAGUGACAGUAACGGCGGCGGUAGUAGCAGCGGCAGCGGCAGUGGGAGCGGCAGCGGCAGUGGCAGCGGCAGCAGUAGGUGGAGCAGCAAGCGAGGCGGCAACGGGAGCCGUGUAAGGGGUGCCGAUGGUGCUGCUGCAGCUGCUGCUGCUGCUGCUGCUGCUGCUGGUGCCGGUGCUGCCGUUGCUAGUGGGGGUGCUGGUAGUGCUGAUUCUGCUCUUGUAGCGUUGGCUGGGAAUGCGGCAGGCAAUCGGAGGGGCCAUGGUUUCGGAAUUGUAGCAAGCGUGGCGAGCGGUGUCGACGUGGCUCGAGCCGUCGACGUGGCGAGCGGUGUCGACGUGGCGAGAGGAGGGGCAGGAACGCGAGGUGCUUUGAGUAUUUUAACCAAGGGAGCAGCUGGAGAGGGGGGUGCGGCCGGGGGAACAGCAGGCGGGGGGGCAGCGGGCGGGGGAGAGUGGGCGGAUCCGCUCUCCUUUCCCCUCUCACUGCCCCUCUCCCUCCCCCUCUCCCCCUCUAUGGGUUUCUCCCCCCACUCUCUCCCUUCCUCCUCCGCCUCCUCCCCCUUCUCCUUCUCCUCCGCCCCAACCUCCCCGUUCUCCGCCUCCUCCCCCCCAAACCAAUCGCACACUCCCCUCUCACUCCCGACCCAGCUCGUCACCUCUUCCGAGCCUCCCCCGUCCUCCCAAGCCGCCUCCUCUCCCCGAGCCUGUCCGUCAGGCUUGGCAGGGGUGCUGCAGGAUUGCCAGGAGGUUGUGUGUCGAGCCUUGGAGGGCUUUGAGUCGAGGCUGGGUGAAAUUGUGCUGGGAACACACUCUCCCCCGGACUCUCCCCCGCACUCCUCCCCUUUGCUCUCCCCCGCGCAGGCGUCUCCCAGGGGGUGGGGGAGAGCGGUUAGAGCGCAGUGGGAUUACCCUAGGGGCAACGCGGAAACAGGGGGGACGAGCCCCUCCUGUUCCACCAGUGCGCAAGUAGCGUCCACUAGAGGGGGAGGGGCAGAUAGGACGCAGGGGGAGCGCGCCAGAGGCAGCGCGGAAGCACAGGGGGAAAGAUCCCCCUGUUCUGCCAGUGCGCAGGUAGAGACGACUGGAGGGCGAGGCGGGGGCAGGGCAGAGGGGGAAUGCGCCAGAGGCAGCGCGGAAGCACAGGGGGCAAUCUCCCCCCGUUCCGCCAUUGCAAACUUCUCCCCCCGCUACGCUGCACAACUUACCCCUUUGCACCGCACUCCACACCCUUCAACCGCGUCCUCCCUGUCCCUUACCUCUGGCAACCGCUCCUCCUCUCCUCACGUUCGCUCGCCCCGCCCCUUGUCAUCCCAACCGCCCUCUCCCCACCCGCCCUCCCCCCACCUCCCCUCUCCUCACCCCCCGUCUCCCCAGUCCUCCGCUCUCCCCCCCCUUUCCCCCCGCGCCACACAUGAGGCGCCUCUGAAAUCCCCCCGCGCUUUAAGCAACCCCGCCCGUUUCCCCCACACGUCCGUUCACUCGUCUCACACGUCCUCCCCCUCUCACACGCCAACCUCCUCUCAAGCAUCUGAGCUUCCUCGAAACCCCCCUUCUGCCCGCUUGGCCCUUCGCUCCCACUCCUCUUCCGCACUGCUUUCCCCCUUUCCUGGCAAACCCCUGUCCUCACCCAUCUCUCCCUCCCUCCCCUCCUCCCCGUUCCCCUCCUCCUCCUCGCUCCCCGUUACCCCUGCGUCUCUCUCUUGCUCCUCCCACCCCCCCUCUCCCUCAACUUUCGAAGCGUCUCAAAAGUUGCUCCCUGUUCCUGCUGCUUCUCUCUCAAGCAGUCCUGUUCCUGCUUCUUCUCUCUCAAGCAGUCCUGCGGAUGAGUGUCCUGUCCGCACCCGCUCUGCUGUGCCUACUGCUGCGUUUGACCCGAGCCACACAGGGAGAGAUGCCGCACCUGCUGUACCUCUCAAGCCUGCCACCCCUGCUGCACCCGUCAGCACGUCCGCACCUGCUACCCCUGCCACCCCUUGGAAGAGAGUGUCGCCUCGCAAGGCUGCAAGCACCAUCAAGAGUUCUUCUCCUCGUCCUCCCGUUCGCAUGCCCGACUAUCCCUCCCCAUCUCCCAAUCCCUCUCUCUCCUCCUUCCAUCGCGCCGCUUUGCACCACACUGCACCGCAUACUGCCCCUCACUCCUCCCCGCAAAACUCCCCCCAUGCUCUCUCCUCUUCCCCUCACACCCUCUCUUCUUCCCCUCACUCCACCUCAUCCUCUGCCCACUCCUCCCCUCACUCUUCCUCUCCCUCACUCCACCGCUCCCCGGUUGGGGCUGUGGUUGGGAGAGUGGCGUGCGAGUCAGGUGCUUCUGUGGGCGUUGAGGGGGGAGCAGCAGGGAGAGGGGGAGCAGCAGAGGGGGGAGGAGCAGCAGGGAGAGGAGGAGCAGCAGAGGGGGGAGGAGCAGCAGGGAGAGGGGUAGCAGCAGAGGGGGGAGGAGCAGCAGGGAGAGGGGUAGCAGCAGAGGGGGGAGGAGCAGCAGGGAGAGGGGUAGCAGGAGGGAGGCACAGGAAGAGCCCGUCAAUGGGGACACUUCCUUCGAUGGUGUGCCAUGGUGCCCUUGAGAGCUUGCGUAACUUUAACGCAUAA
Messenger RNA from Closterium sp. NIES-65, 7143 nucleotides. The record is from the annotation of a GenBank genome assembly. Lineage: Eukaryota; Viridiplantae; Streptophyta; Zygnematophyceae; Desmidiales; Closteriaceae.